This is a messenger RNA of Helicoverpa zea (corn earworm), 1951 nucleotides long. RefSeq lists its product as uncharacterized. Bases 292 to 951 code for a protein of 219 amino acids. The record is from RefSeq and is a predicted model, not a curated record. Lineage: Eukaryota; Metazoa; Arthropoda; Insecta; Lepidoptera; Noctuidae. The transcript is spliced from 2 exons.
GAUGUGACAAAUGAUUGUUUGCAUCAAUUGUCAAAUCUCGGUAUAAAUGUAAAAACAUGGGAUGUGAUUGUAAUUUAUAUUAUAAGUUUGAAGCUGGACGUAGAAUCUAGGAAGCAGUGGGAACUGCAAGUCAACCAAUCAUCAUCCGUGGAUUUUCCGUCUUGGUUACAAUUUCAAGAGUUUUUGGAGACUCGUUUCCGGGCUCUUGAAUUUAUUCAGCCUACUGGUAAGCCCAAGGUCUUGUAUAGUUACACAACAUCUCACCCCAAAGAAGUAAAUGACGUUACAAAGAUGUCAUGUCCACAUUGUGCCGAAACUCACAGAUUAUUCAACUGCAAGAAGUUCUGCAAGGAGGAAGUCGAACAGCGCCGUAAUAUUGCACAAUCUUUAGGUUUGUGUUUUAACUGUCUAGGAAAGAAUCACACAACCAAAGUUUGUAAAUCACUCACCACAUGCCGUUUCUGCCAGCGCAAACAUCACACCUUAUUACACCUCAGGAACUAUAGUAUACCAAGCACGGAUGCUGGUUCUAGCGAACCAACACCACAGCAGACCACUAACCUCGCAACUCAUCUUUUAAAGGGUAUCGCUCCGGGACGAGUCCUGUUAGCCACAGCUCUUAUAAGAGCCGAGUCAAAAGAUGGGUCCACUCAAGUACUACGAGCCUUGCUGGAUCAAGGAUCGCAGGCGUCAUUUAUAACUGAAGCAGCAGCGCAGUUACUUCGUCUAAAGAGGAUUGGUAGCAAAACCAAGAUAGCAGGUAUAGGAGGUAAUCAGAGCGGCGUUAGCGUUGUCUCCAAUUACACUGACGCUUGGAGAAAAUCAGCGCCGAGUCAGCCAGAAAUCGUAAUAACGCUGUUUAUCUUCCUCAUCAUGCUGUGGUUAGAGAAGAUAAGCUGGCUACUAAAGCAAGGGUGGCCUAUGAUACAUCGUUCAAGGGAACAAAUGUAGUUUCAUUGAAUGACACCUUAAUGGUAGGACGCACCCUCCAGGCAGACUUGCGGCAUAUUGACGACUCCAAGCAUCCAUAUCAUUCCGAAACGUAGGUCAAGAUCAUAGUCAAGAUGUAUACGAUGCGCAGUCACGACAAGAAAUCAGCCGAGAAGAGAAGAGAAUCGACAGAACUUGUUUGUAGAGUAACACCGAUAUACGAUAUACUUGCUACAAAGGAUGUAUUUGCCUAUUUGUAUGAACUUCUGUUCACAUUGUGGCAGUUUCAAAUUGAUCAACAGCAGGAUUUCUGUCUUGUUAACGUUUUGUCGCUCGACUGCUAAAGGAAUGGUAUAAGGGUUUCUACGUAGGCGCAACAGGGAGUAGUCACACAUUUCUUUCAGAGGCAUAUGUGGACAUCUAAAAUUCCUGAAUAAAAGCAAGGCGAUGUUGUGUUAUUAAAGAAGAUGACUUAUCUCCAGCCAAAUGGUUGUAUGGUCAAGUUGAACAAGUGCAUCCUGGAAAGGAUGGUAUCACGCGCGUCGUCACACUUCGGUGUAAAGACACCUUGAUGAAACGUCCAGCUUCAAAGCUAUGUUUACUCUCCAUUAUGUAAAUAUGUUUAGUUCGAAAACGCAGUUAAUGUUAUGUUAACCUUAUAGUUUUUGAUACAAGUAAAUUGUUUUGUAAAUGCAUUAUACUAUUAGUAAGUAAGUUUUGAAGCCAUUAGUUAUUUAUUACAAACCGUCGUAUCAUUAUUACUGUUCACUGAUCGUUUGAUAAAUUCUAUUAUACAUAUACAGUCCAUUGCUCUAUUUAAGUACUUUCGAUCAUAGUGGGCGGUAAUAAAAAGGAAUAAAUUCCUUUUAGUGGGCGGUAUGUUCAGGAUUCCCGGUAUAUGUUGUCUCGUAUGCGACUAGAUGGCGUUGCCGCGUUUAAAUGCAGGCUAUGGUUUCGUUACCAAAAAUAGUAUAAGUUGCAUUUUGACAUUAUAUUAAAGGUCUUGCUAUUUUGAAGAGUG